GGUGUACUUCUACCAGUCUACCAAUCUUCCCUUUCCUCUCCCUUUUACUUGCUAUCUUGCAUUAUUGUCGCAAUUCCAGAUUUUUCAAUUCCAUUACAGAUCAAUUGUCUUACUCUUUUCAUUAGCUGACCUAACCACGUGGGUUCCUCAUCCAGUUUUGUUUAUUCUAAUAAAACUCUUUCAAGAAGUAAAUUUAGAUCUUCAUUACCAUUGAUUAUAUUCAGUCACUUUCAGAUCCAACCUUAACCCACCACUAAUUUGUUCCUUAAUUCAUCUUUUGAUCCUACGGUUUUGACCCUCUUGCUCAAAACCCUAUUAAACCUUCAUUCUUUGAGGUUUAAUUGGGCAAAAACCCUAAUAGUUCUGGGUUUUAAGUUGCAAGAUUUAGUAUUUAAAGAUGAAGGAUAAGAAAAAUGCAAAAUUGAACAAUCAGCAUCAGAAUGGUCAUUCCGCUUCUUUUAAAUUGGGUAAACUGUUUGAUCCUGAUGUUACUUGGGAAAAGGAUCAACUAAGUGAUGUUCUGCAUUGGACUCGACAAGUGGUGGCGUUAGUAUGUGGCUUGAUUUGGGGUGCAAUUCCUUUGGUUGGAGGCAUUUGGCUCAUACUAUUUAUGGCACUUUCGACCGCUAUAGUGUAUGGCUAUUACGCAUUGAUACUGAAGAUUGACGAAGAAGAAUAUGGUGGUCAUGGAGCUCUUCUCCAAGAAGGACUAUUUGCAUCAAUGACACUCUUUUUGGACCUUGACUUGUGCGGGAUACUGGGUUGAUGACUCGGACUCGGACUCAGACUCUGACUCAGACUCUUUUUUUAAUGGUAUACACCAAAUUCUUUUUGUUUCUUGCACUGCUUAAAACCAAAAUUUCCUUUGCUUUUGUUACAGCUUGCCUGGAUUCUAGUUUACAGCUUGUUACACUUUUGAUUGGCGCAGUAGCAAGAACUCUUUCGUGAAGCUAAAAAUAGUAGCAAUCAUUAUAUGCUGUGAGAUAAACCGAUGAGUUGUGCGUUGAACUUCCUGAUAAGUCAUAAAUCUCCCGAAAAAAUUAGAUGCUUUCCUUAUUACCAUUGUAUUUCUGUGUUGAACUUCCUGAUAAGUCAUAAAUCUCCCGAAAAAAUUAGAUGCUUUCCUUAUUACCAUUGUAUUUCUUUUAGUUUUGUUCUUUUUCGCAUUUUAUUGUGAAGUACAAACACAACACAUUAGCCUCGGAUUCAUUUGAUAUCAAUUUUUUCACCACUUUAGUUCUACAUGUUCUAAUUAUUGACAAA
Messenger RNA from Amaranthus tricolor (Joseph's coat), 1263 nucleotides. RefSeq lists its product as uncharacterized. NCBI's taxonomy places the organism in Eukaryota, Viridiplantae, Streptophyta, Magnoliopsida, Caryophyllales, Amaranthaceae. The coding region runs from base 398 to 766 and encodes 122 amino acids. The transcript is spliced from 4 exons. The record is from RefSeq and is a predicted model, not a curated record. Gene Ontology annotation, biological process: mitochondrial respirasome assembly.